This is a messenger RNA of Penaeus chinensis, 1547 nucleotides long. RefSeq names its product trypsin-1-like. The record is from RefSeq and is a predicted model, not a curated record. The coding region runs from base 224 to 1333 and encodes 369 amino acids. NCBI's taxonomy places the organism in Eukaryota, Metazoa, Arthropoda, Malacostraca, Decapoda, Penaeidae. The transcript has 4 exons. Gene Ontology annotation, molecular function: serine-type endopeptidase activity. Gene Ontology annotation, biological process: proteolysis.
GAGCCCCACUUGUAGCAGGGAUACCACACCGGCUGUGAUCAGAACAUAAUCACCACAUACAACAAGUAGCACCCGGCCCCACUCUCUUGCUCUCUCUUUCGGUGGGCAGAGUUCUCCGGAAUCUCGCAACGAGAACAAACGCACGCUGAGCACUCCACAGGAAUAGCCAGGCGCUGAUACUUGCAGGGAGACCAACGCUAGAGGCCCCAGUUCAAGAGGAAUCAUGAAGACCCAGUUACUUCUUGUUAUAGUGGCGCUGUCUGUGUCCUUUGGGAUGGCUAAGACAAAUGGGUGUGCGAGUCGAGGCGGUGUCUGCAGAGCCGGCGAUAGGAAUGGCUGCGCGAGACUACAAGGGACGUGUGGCAAUGGCCGAGUCUGCUGCCAGAAAGACAACAGUUUGAAGAAGAGAAAAUGUCGACAGAAAAGAAGCUGCACCAAGCAAGGGGGCAAAUGUAUCGCAAUGGAGGAAUCUUGUUUGAAGAUCACCAGCGAUGACCUCUGCAACGGUGCAAGUUGCAAAUGCUGUUUGGAGAGUUCCUGCGAGUGUGGUGUGGCAAAUGACGCCCGUAUCAUAGGAGGCGAAGAGAUAUCUCCUCCGAACAAAUAUCCUUGGCUAGUUGGUAUGCUUCAUCCUAAAACAUUCGGUGAUAUAUUUUUCUGUGGCGGAUCUAUCAUUAACAAGAACUAUGUUUUAACUGCCGCGCACUGUCUACUUGGUGAAGACAAUCUACCUUUACCAGCAAAGGAAUUUCAAGUGGGAAUUGCCAACCACAAUUUCAAUUCUGAGGAUGAUGACAUACAGGGUGUCACUCGGGCAGUAGAUGUGAAAAGUUACAUCAUCCAUGAAGAUUACGUUCCUCAAGAUCUUACUGAUAAUAACAACGACAUCGCUCUCCUGCUUUUGAAAGAGUCGCUGGACCUGACAUCCCAAGUUCGACCUGUAUGUUUGCCUACUGACCCGAACAGGAAGUAUGAGGGAGAGACUGGGACCGUGAUAGGUUGGGGAGACACAAAGAACGGGAAGGGGGCCUAUCCAGACGCUGCCAGGGAGGUCGAUGUACCCAUCAUAGACUGUAAACGCAAAGUAGGUGGUUCUCUAAUCACCCCACAAAUGAUGUGUGCAGGGAGGAAGAAGUCAAAGAACAAGGGCGCAAAAGGUGCCUGUUUCGGCGACUCUGGCGGUCCUCUUUUCGUCAGAGAAAAUGGGAAAUACACCCAGGCGGGAAUUGUCUCCUUUGGGGGAAGUUGUCUUAAGCCCGGUGUGUUCGUCCGAGUCACCGAGUUCCUCACGUGGAUCAGCGAUAACACUCCUGGUGAAACUUACUGCCAGUAGUAUUACAGGGCAUGUAAAAGCAGAUACAUACAUAACGAUAUCUGUUUAGCUUUUGCCUUUGAAGAACUGCAUACAAUUUCACACAUGAUCAUGUAAUAGUGACACGUGUUUGUAAUCACAUCUUGUUUUUAUGUUUUCCAAGAACUCUUUCCUUUGUAUGAAACGCAUGUGUUGUACUUCAGUGAGAAAUAUAUAGUUCCAGCAUAAUAAAAUA